Zonotrichia albicollis (white-throated sparrow) is the source of this 4509-nucleotide messenger RNA. The record is from RefSeq and is a predicted model, not a curated record. NCBI's taxonomy places the organism in Eukaryota, Metazoa, Chordata, Aves, Passeriformes, Passerellidae.
UCGGCCGGGCAGGAGCCGCCAGCAGGGCCCGGAGCGCUCCGAGCCCUCCCGGACCGGGCCGGGAGCCCUCGUACCACCCCUCUCACCCCGGGCCACGCACUGUCAUUUCUGGGAACUCCUCGUGAAACCCUCCUCACAUGAGUGUUGGUGAAAAUGGGGGACACAAGGGACAUCUGUCCCCACCUGGAUUCCAUAGGAGAGGUGACCACGGAUGAUCUGCUGCUCAAAUCCAAGGGAACUUGCCAGUCUUGUGGAGCUGUGGGACCAAACCUCUGGGCUUGUCUUCAGAUUGGCUGUCCUUAUGUUGGUUGUGGGGAAUCCUUUGCUGACCACAGCACACUUCAUGCACAGGCCAAGAAGCACAACCUGACAGUGAACCUGACCACGUUCCGUGUGUGGUGCUAUGCCUGUGAGAGGGAAGUGUUCCUGGAGCAGCGCCUGGCCCAGCCCCCCUCACCCCCCAGCAAGUUCCCUGAGCAGGAUUCUCCUUUGCCUGCUCACCCUCUGAAAGCUGUUCCCAUUGCAGUGGCUGAUGAAGGCGAAUCUGAAUCAGAGGAUGAUGAUUUGAAACCAAGAGGCCUUACUGGAAUGAAAAAUCUUGGGAACUCCUGCUACAUGAAUGCAGCACUUCAGGCUCUCUCAAACUGCCCACCUCUGACACAGUUUUUCCUGGAAUGUGGUGGACUGGUCCGUACGGAUAAGAAACCUGCCCUGUGCAAAAGUUACCAGAAGUUGGUGUCUGAGGUUUGGCACAAGAAACGCCCGAGUUAUGUUGUUCCAAGCAGUCUCUCCCAUGGAAUCAAGCUUGUCAAUCCCAUGUUCCGAGGCUAUGCACAGCAGGACACACAGGAGUUCCUGCGCUGCCUGAUGGAUCAGCUCCACGAGGAGCUGAAGGAACCCAUCGUGGCAGAGACGAGGGACCUGGACAGCAGCGAGCAGGAGGAGAAGCGCGAGGGCGACCGAAGCCCUUCAGAGGACGAGUUCCUGUCCUGUGACUCCAGCAGUGACAGGGGUGAGGGAGAGGGCCAGAGUCGGACCUCAGGGAGCAUGGGCAGCAGCUCCCUGGCAGAGACAGAGCUGCUGAUCCAGGAUGAAGCAGGGAGAGGGAUCUCAGAGAAAGAGAGGAUGAAGGACAGGAAGUUCUCGUGUGGCCAUCGGCGCAGCAACUCGGAGCAGGUGGAUGAGGAUGCAGAUGUUGAUACUACGAUGAUGCCAGUGGAUGGCAGAGCCUCACCUGAGAUGCUGCCAGCUCCCUGUCCUGCCAGCCCAUGUAGGACACCAGAGCCUGACAAUGAUGCCUAUGUGCGCUGCUCCUCGCGCCCCUGCAGCCCCGUCCACCAUGAAAUGCACUCCAAGCUGUCCAGCUCUCCUCCCCGCUCCAGUCCUGCCAGGCUUGGACCUUCCUACAUACUCAAGAAAGCCCAGGUGCAGGCCUCUGGGAAAAAGAAGAAGGAGCUGCGGUACCGCAGUGUGAUUUCCGACAUCUUCGACGGCUCCAUCCUCAGCCUGGUGCAGUGCCUCACCUGUGACAGAGUUUCUACAACAGUGGAGACGUUCCAGGACCUGUCACUCCCAAUCCCAGGGAAGGAGGACUUGGCCAAGCUGCACUCUGCCAUCUACCAAAAUGUGCCAGCCAAGACAGGAGCAUGUGGGGACAGCUAUGCCUCACAGGGCUGGAUUGCUUUCAUCAUGGAGUACAUCCGCAGGUUUGUGGUGUCCUGUAUCCCUAGCUGGUUUUGGGGUCCCGUGGUGACACUGGAGGAUUGCCUUGCUGCCUUUUUUGCAGCAGAUGAGUUGAAGGGGGACAACAUGUACAGCUGUGAACGGUGCAAGAAGCUGCGGAAUGGAGUAAAGUACUGCAAAGUCCUGCGCCUCCCAGAGAUCCUUUGCAUCCACCUGAAGCGGUUCCGGCACGAGGUGAUGUAUUCCUUCAAGAUCAACAGCCACGUCUCCUUCCCUCUGGAGGGGCUGGACCUGAGACCCUUCCUGGCCAAGGAGUGUGUGUCCCAAAUCACCACCUACGACCUCCUGUCUGUCAUCUGUCACCACGGCACGGCUGGCAGUGGGCACUACAUUGCCUACUGCCAGAACGUGAUCAAUGGCCAGUGGUACGAGUUCGAUGACCAGUACGUCACCGAGGUGCACGAGACCGUGGUGCAGAAUGCAGAAGCCUACGUGCUGUUCUACAGGAAAAGCAGUGAGGAGGCUGUGAGAGAGCGUCAGAAGGUUGUGUCCCUGGCCAGCAUGAAGGAGCACAGUUUGCUCCAGUUCUACAUCUCUCGAGAGUGGCUCAAUAAAUUCAACACCUUUGCUGAGCCUGGGCCCAUCACCAACCACACCUUUCUGUGCUCCCAUGGAGGGAUCCCUCCUAAUAAAUACCAUUACAUUGAUGACCUGGUUGUGAUUCUGCCCCAAAACGUGUGGGAAUAUCUCUACAACAGGUUUGGGGGUGGCCCUGCUGUGAACCAUCUGUACGUGUGCUCCAUUUGCCAAGUGGAGAUCGAAGCCCUGGCCAAGCGCAGGAGGAUCGAAAUCGACACCUUCAUCAAGCUGAACAAGGCUUUCCAGGCAGAGGAGUCUCCAAGUGUCAUCUACUGUAUCAGCAUGCAGUGGUUCCGGGAGUGGGAGGCCUUUGUCAAGGGCAAGGACAAUGAGCCCCCUGGACCAAUUGACAACACCAAGAUUGCCCUCACAAAACCAGGUGGCCACGUGCAAGUCAAGCAGGGUGCUGACUACGGGCAGAUCUCCGAGGAGACCUGGCUUUAUUUAAGCACCCUGUACGGGGGCGGGCCCGAGAUCGCCAUCAGACAGAACGUGGCCCAGGUGCAGGAGCUGGAGAACCUGCACGGGGAGCAGAAGAUUGAGGCAGAGACUCGAGCAGUGUGAUGCGUGCAGAGGGGGCAGGGCAGGGCCGGCACAGGUACCGCUGUGGGGGAUGGAGGCUGGGAGUCCUGCGGGGUCCAAAUCCCCCCUGGGCUGGGACUCGAGGUGUGUGCAGCUCCCCCAGCACUCCCGGGGCAGGCGGGCUUCCUCCUCCUCCUCCUCCUCCUCCUCCUCUGGUGUGGCUCUGAGCACGGGGUGGUGCUGGGAGAGGCUGGCACAGAGCUGCCCCUCCCCUCUGGUGCAGCCACGGCCACAGGCUUGUCCUGAGCUGAGCCCUCUCCCUUCCUUUGCUUACACCAAACCAGCACUCCCAGCUUGGCCCCAGUGCACUGAGCUCUGCUCCUUUGCAGGUUUUGCUUUUGGCACUUCUCUUUUUAAUUCAAACAUGUAAAGAUAAUGAGACAUUAUUUAUGUUUCCAGCAGAGAAACCUGGUUUGAGUCUGAGUAAAGCCACAGGUUCUCCUGUGCUUUUGUGCUGGUGGUGCUGUCACAACUUCCUAGUUUUGCUCUUUAUUGAAUUCUUGCAAAUUCAGUUGCAGUCAACUAAGACAUUUGAAAAGAAGCUCUUCCCUUCUCCUUUCACUCACAAACCCACACCUUCAUGGUCCUGCAGAUUUUUAUUUUCUCCUUGUGUCUGCUCUCCGAUGUUCAGCACGUUUUUGGACAAGGCUGGAAGGCUCCUCCUUCCCAAAGCCUCCUCAGGCUGACCCUGCCCUGAGCCUGUGUCUGACUCCCUGAGGGGGUGAAGCUGAGGAGGGGCCCCUUUGUUCACUCAGAGGGGGCACCUGGGGCUGGGGAGGGGCCCAGGCUGGUGAAGCAGCUUUUUAGGAACGAGCUCUUUGUGCAAACGAGCCCCACCUGUGUGCUGAGCUCAUUCCAGAUGUCCUUUGUGUGCACAGUGGCUCACUGAAUCCAAAUGCUCCCAGAUCUGCUGCCACCAAUGCAGCAGAGACAGAAAUGAGGGCAAAAAAGGCCAAAUUCACUUUUCUCAGCAGGGCCAUUCUUAACAUUCUUUUUGUUCAUCUUGCAGCAAGGCAGGAGUUGAAUCUUUGCAAGGCUUUGAGAGCAGUUUAAUGGAGCAGAGCUGGGCCUGAGCCAAACUCUGUUCAUGGUGUGGGUGAUGCCACAGCACCAAGUCUGACCUGCAUGGAGCUGGGACCUCCUGAGCUCCUCACAAAAAAUGGGAGGGAAAGGCUGCUCCUUGACUUAGAGAUAGAAGGGGGUAGGACAGGAGAAUUUGAGAAGAAAAAUGUGGCCUUCAUGGUUCUUUUUUCUUUUUUUUUUGUUUUGUUUUAGAUAAAGCAUUUGUUGCAUAAAGCAACUUCUUUAAAAACUGUCUAUAAUUGAUUCAGCAUGUUAAUUUUACAGUUCUGUUCAUGGGAUGAUUGUUUAGACCCAGCCAGACCCCAGGGGAGGUCAGAGAAUGAGCCACUGUUGAGAUUCUCAUUGUUCCAAGCUGUCUUUAUUCCCCAGUGCAGCAGCCCUGCUGUGCUGCAGAGCCUGCAGGGCUGCAUGCCUGUGUUGUCUGUGUUCAGAGGGUGCUGUACAGACUGUAAUGACACUCCUGUGCUUCAGUGUUAGACCUUGUGCUCAAAGUGGUACAAUAAAUUCAUGUGCAUCCAACAA